This is a messenger RNA of Fukomys damarensis (Damara mole-rat), 4692 nucleotides long. RefSeq names its product DENN domain containing 5A (gene Dennd5a). Gene Ontology annotation, molecular function: guanyl-nucleotide exchange factor activity; small GTPase binding. The annotation marks the transcript as partial. The transcript is spliced from 24 exons. The record is from RefSeq and is a predicted model, not a curated record. NCBI's taxonomy places the organism in Eukaryota, Metazoa, Chordata, Mammalia, Rodentia, Bathyergidae.
AAUAGAGGAAAGCUUGUCCUGCAACAGUCGUUUGGGAGAGAAGGAGGCAUCUUACGUCCUAGUGAAACAUUAUGCCAGUACAUUCAGGCUUCUAAAGCCAGAGAUGGUGCCAGCCCUUUCAUUUCGAGUACGACUGAAGGAGAAAAUUUUGAGCAGACACCAUUGAGACGAACAUUCAAGUCUAAGGUCCUUGCCCGAUAUCCUGAGAAUGUAGAAUGGAAUCCAUUUGACCAAGAUGCAGUGGGAAUGCUAUGCAUGCCCAAAGGGCUAGCAUUCAAGACCCAGGCUGAUCCUAGGGAGCCUCAGUUCCAUGCCUUCAUUAUUACAAGGGAGGAUGGCUCUCGGACAUUUGGGUUUGCCCUCACAUUUUAUGAAGAGGUGACUAGCAAGCAGAUCUGCAGUGCAAUGCAGACCCUCUACCACAUGCACAAUGCUGAAUAUGAUGUCCUUCAUGCCCCCCUUACUGAUGGCCGGGACCAGAGUGGCAUGGAAGAUGGUGAAGGCACUCCUGGGACCAAGCUGCAGCGCUUCAACUCUUAUGACAUCAGCCGGGACACUCUCUACGUCUCUAAGUGCAUCUGCCUCAUCACACCCAUGUCCUUCAUGAAGGCUUGCCGGAGUGUGCUGGAGCAGCUCCAUCAGGCUGUCACUUCACCUCAGCCCCCGCCUCUACCCCUUGAGAGCUACAUAUACAAUGUGCUUUAUGAGGUGCCACUUCCACCUCCUGGUCGGUCCUUGAAGUUUUCUGGGGUCUAUGGGCCGAUAAUCUGCCAGAGACCAAGUACCAAUGAGCUUCCUCUAUUCGACUUUCCUGUCAGAGAGGUCUUUGAACUGCUUGGCGUGGAGAAUGUGUUUCAACUUUUCACUUGUGCCCUUUUGGAGUUUCAAAUCUUGCUCUAUUCACAGCAUUACCAGAGACUGAUGACUGUGGCGGAGACGAUUACAGCUCUCAUGUUUCCUUUCCAGUGGCAGCAUGUCUAUGUCCCUAUUCUCCCGGCUUCUCUCCUGCAUUUCUUAGAUGCGCCUGUUCCCUACCUGAUGGGCUUGCACUCCAAUGGACUGGAUGACCGGUCAAAGCUGGAGCUGCCUCAAGAGGCUAACCUCUGCUUUGUGGAUGUUGACAACCACUUCAUUGAACUGCCAGAGGACCUGCCUCAGUUCCCCAACAAAUUGGAAUUUGUCCAGGAAGUCUCUGAGAUUCUCAUGGCAUUUGGCAUUCCCCCUGAAGGAAACCUUCACUGCAGCGAGAGUGCCUCCAAGCUGAAGAGGCUCCGGGCUUCUGAGCUCGUCUCUGACAAGAGGAAUGGAAAUAUUGCUGGCUCUCCUUUGCAUUCCUAUGAGCUUCUCAAGGAGAAUGAAACUAUUGCCCGGCUCCAAGCCUUGGUGAAGAGGACUGGGGUGAGCUUGGAAAAGUUGGAAGUGCGUGAAGACCCCAGUAGCAAUAAAGAUCUCAAAGUUCAGUGCGAUGAAGAAGAACUCAGGAUUUACCAGCUAAACAUUCAGAUCCGGGAAGUUUUUGCAAAUCGUUUUACUCAGAUGUUUGCAGAUUAUGAAGUGUUUGUCAUUCAACCCAGCCAGGAUAAGGAAUCUUGGUUCACCAACAGGGAGCAGAUGCAAAACUUUGAUAAAGCAUCUUUUCUGUCAGAUCAGCCUGAGCCCUACCUGCCCUUCCUCUCAAGAUUUCUGGAGACCCAGAUGUUUGCUUCUUUCAUUGAUAACAAAAUCAUGUGCCAUGACGAUGAUGAUAAAGACCCUGUACUCCGGGUAUUUGAUUCCCGAGUAGACAAGAUCAGACUGUUGAAUGUUCGGACGCCUACUCUCCGCACCUCCAUGUACCAGAAGUGUACCACUGUAGACGAAGCAGAGAAAGCAAUUGAGCUACGCCUGGCAAAAAUUGACCAUACCGCAAUUCACCCGCAUUUACUUGACAUGAAGAUAGGACAAGGGAAGUAUGAGCCGGGCUUUUUCCCUAAGCUCCAAUCUGAUGUACUUUCUACUGGGCCAGCCAGCAACAAGUGGACAAAAAGGAAUGCCCCUGCCCAAUGGAGGCGGAAAGACCGGCAGAAGCAGCAUACUGAACACCUGCGUUUAGAUAAUGACCAGAGGGAGAAGUACAUCCAGGAAGCCAGGAAUAUGGGCAGCACCAUCCGCCAGCCCAAACUGUCCAACCUCUCUCCGUCAGUUAUUGCUCAGACCAACUGGAAGUUUGUCGAGGGCCUGCUGAAGGAAUGCCGCAACAAGACCAAGAGGAUGCUGGUGGAGAAGAUGGGCCGUGAGGCUGUGGAACUAGGGCAUGGGGAAGUGAACAUCACUGGUGUGGAAGAGAACACUUUGAUCGCCAGCCUCUGUGACCUCCUAGAAAGGAUCUGGAGUCAUGGGCUUCAAGUGAAACAGGGGAAAUCAGCCUUGUGGUCUCACCUGUUACAUUAUCAGGAAAACCGGCAGAGAAAACUUGCAUCAGGAAGCCUCAGUAGCUCAGGGAUACUUCUUGAUUCGGAACGGAGGAAGUCUGAUGCCAGCUCAGUCAUGUCUCCCCUGAGGAUCUCCUUGAUUCAGGAUAUGAGGCAUAUCCAGAACAUUGGGGAAAUCAAGACUGAUGUGGGCAAGGCCAGAGCAUGGGUGCGACUGUCCAUGGAGAAAAAGUUGCUUUCGAGACACCUAAAGCAGCUUCUGUCAGACCAUGAGCUCACCAAAAAGUUGUAUAAGCAGUCCACCCCUGCUGUGGACCUCAGUCUCCCUAUUGGCAGAGAGAAAGAGAGUUCAGUGUGGGAGGAGUUCCUCACCUCCCACAAUGCCUUUUGUGGCUUUUGUCAAACAGUGAUUCCAUACCACAUUCUCAUCGUACCAAGCAAGAAGCUGGGGGGCUCCAUGUUCACUGCCAACCCAUGGAUCUGUAUCGCGGGCGAGCUGGGUGAGACACAUAUCCUGCAGAUUCCCAGGAACGUGCUAGAGAUGACUUUCGAGUGCCAGAACUUGGGGAAGCUUACCACGGUCCAGAUUGGCCACGAUAACUCUGGGCUGUAUGCCAAAUGGCUAGUGGAGUAUGUGAUGGUCAGGAAUGACAUCACAGGACAUACCUAUAAGUUCCCGUGUGGCCGGUGGUUGGGGAAGGGCAUGGAUGAUGGAAGCCUGGAGCGGGUCCUAGUUGGGGAGCUGCUCAUAUCCCUGCCUGAGGUGGAUGAGAGGCCAUGCCGGACCCCGCCACUGCAGCAGUCCCCCAGCGUCAUCCGGAGGCUUGUUACUAUCUCACCCAACAACAAGCCCAAGCUGAACACUGGGCAGAUCCAGGAGUCCAUUGGGGAGGCAGUCAAUGGCAUUGUGAAGCACUUCCAUAAGCCUGAGAAAGAGCGAGGCAGUCUGACGCUGUUGCUUUGUGGAGAGUGUGGGCUUGUCUCAGCCCUGGAACAGGCUUUCCAGCAUGGAUUUAAAUCACCCCGGCUCUUCAAAAAUGUUUUCAUUUGGGAUUUCCUGGAAAAAGCACAAACCUAUUAUGAGACAUUGGAGCAGAAUGAAGUAGUCCCUGAGGAAAACUGGCAUACAAGAGCCCGGAACUUCUGCCGAUUUGUCACUGCAAUCAAUAACACUCCUCGGAACAUUGGCAAGGACGGCAAGUUUCAGAUGCUGGUGUGCUUGGGAGCCAGAGAUCACCUGUUGCACCAUUGGAUCGCCCUGCUGGCCGACUGCCCCAUCACCGCACACAUGUAUGAGGAUGUGGCGCUCAUCAAAGACCACACACUUGUCAAUUCCUUGAUCCGUGUACUGCAGACAUUGCAGGAGUUCAACAUCACACUAGAGACUUCCCUCGUCAAGGGCAUCGACAUCUGACCUCUCAGCACCAGCCAGCAGCAAGACCAGGAAAGACUCUCUGCAGCUCUGCUCUUCUUCCCAAAGGGACCCAAGCGAGUUGUGCAGGGAAUGGAGAGGAGGAGAUGUACACUCAUUGUAAAAAGAAAACUAGAGGAUUUUUGGAAAAAAAUAAUCUAUUUUAGAGUUUAUUUGCCGAUUUGCUUUUUACACACUUUCAUGUGAAAGAGUGAUAGGGAGAGGAAGCGAGGUUGGUGCCGCUUAUUUUGAAGCUGGUGCCCUCCCUGCAUGGCCACGCACCGGGAGCCUGCAGCCUCCUGGACUGAGACUGCGCGGGGCUCUUCCGUUUCCUGGCCCCGUCGUGUUGAUGAGGCCAUUCCACAUCGUUUUUAGACUCAUGUUUUCUAUAUUAACAUUAUUACGGAUAUUUGGCUUUCAUGGGCCACACACAGGUGUGCUGAGCAGGAAGCCCCAUGCUCCACUCAAGGGAUUUUUAGUGGUGCCUCUAAGCACGCACUGAGGAGUCAGCCCCGUGUCAUGUUUUUUGGGUGUUUUGUCUUGUUGUUUUGGUCAGUAUUACUUUGGAAGGCGACAUGUUGGGACGUGUCACAGUGCUGUCACCAUGCAGAAAGGCACGUUUCCUCUUGUCACACAGUUGCACAGAAGUAAACAUAAGCUUAUUUUAACAGAUUUUCUUUUCUUUUCUCUUACACUUUAUUUAUUUAACCCUCCAUUGUGUGUUUUAAGUAUUUCGUUUUUUUGUUUUUUAUUUUUAAGGGAAGGAGAAGCUUGUCACAAUCUAACUGGCUAUGUUAUUCCUGUUAAAUUUAUGUUGUUUUGCAACUUAGAAACCAGCUACAGUAUGGCCCACUUAAUAAAACACCUGAA